GAUGAAAGCAAUGAAAGUUGAAACUCAAACACAGCUACAGAAAAUAUACAAAUUUUCACAUCUAUGGUGAAAGCUCAAUUCUGAUGACCUGGUUUCAGUCUUUCUACAAUGCUGUUGCAAAUCUUUUACAGAUUGGGACUUCAUUCAGUGGUGGUCUGGAAGAAAAUGAGACUGAACAAAAAAGUGAACUCCGGAUUGUCCUGCUUGGAAAGACUGGGGUUGGGAAAAGUGCAACAGGAAACACCAUCCUUGGAGAAGAAGUCUUCAAUUCCACUGCUUUAGCUUCAUCUGUUACUCGACAAUGUAGAAAGGGAUUUAGGGUUAUUAACGGAAGAAAAAUUUCAAUUGUUGACACUCCUGGUCUUUUUGACACAAGUAUGACCAAAGAAGAGGUAGAGAAAGAAAUUAAGUUGUGUAUAUCCCUUUCUGCUCCAGGCCCACAUGCCUUUCUAGUUGUUAUUAAACCAGAAAGAUUCACAAACGAAAAUUCAAAAACAAUAGAAUAUAUAGAACAAUUAUUUGGUAAAGAAGCUAUAAAUUAUACCAUGGCACUGUUAACUCGCAGAGAUCAACUUGAUGGGCAGGACAUUAAAGCAUUUGUGCGCAACAAUAAAGCACUACGAGCAUUUGUUAGGCGCUGUGGGGGACACUGUGUUUGGAUUGACAACAUCAAGCAGGAUUCAGAACAGGUUAUACAACUACUACACAAUAUUGAUGAAAUGGUUCUUGAUAAUGGUGGGGAAUACUACACUAAUGACUUGCUUCAGGAGGCAGAGACAGCAAUUGAGUUAGAGAAACAACGACUCCUGAAAGAGAGUGAAGAGAAAAGAAAGAAGGAGAUGGAGAUUCUAGAGCAUCAAUAUCAAGGGGAACAACUACAGAAAAUGAAAAAGCAAUUAGCAGAGAAACAGGAGGAACUGGCAAGAAUUGAAGCUGAGAAAAGGAAUAGUUUCCUUUUAAACAAAUUAGUGGGAUUGGUCUGCCAAGUUAUUAGCUUUUGGUUUUCAAAAUAAACAGUCCCAGUGUAAUAUACUCUUUAUUAACUUGCCUCAGCAGAACUUUAGAAGAGCAAAUGUUUUAAAAAAUUUUGUUUACAGAUUUUCUGUUCUUUGUCAUGUCACUGGACUGUUUGCGAUAGCAGAAGAGAGCUGAAAAAAUGCUAAAUCAGUGAAGAGAAGACUAAACAAUUCCACCCAACACAAUGUUUAUUACAAACCUCAUGAUGUACUAUUUUAUUUAUGAUCUUGUUAAUGACAGCAGCCCAAAUUCCAGGAAAAUUCUUUUUUUUUUUUAUGUUUUAGUUUAGCUAUUGCUGAGAAGUUAUUUUCAGUUAGACACCACGCUAACGCUAGCUAGUAGUGCUAUUAAGAGGAUAGGUCCCAGUUUUGUAGUCUAUUUGCUUUAUUCCAGUCAUGUCAUUGUCAUAUGAGGGAAAGUUAUGUAGGUUUUGUUUUAAUCUUGAUCCAUCCUGUGUAACGUUGCUUGUAUUGAGCUGUAUGUAGCUAUAAAGCUCUACGCUAUGGCAUACUGGAUUAAAGUGUAUAAACUACAUUAAGUGAGAUGAAAUGUUACAUUUUACAGUUGUUGCAUAUUUGAAAAAUGAAAAUAUAAAAA
This is a messenger RNA of Megalobrama amblycephala (Wuchang bream), 1614 nucleotides long. Its product is annotated as GTPase IMAP family member 7-like. The transcript is spliced from 4 exons. Gene Ontology annotation, molecular function: GTP binding. The record is from RefSeq and is a predicted model, not a curated record. NCBI's taxonomy places the organism in Eukaryota, Metazoa, Chordata, Actinopteri, Cypriniformes, Xenocyprididae. Bases 84 to 1013 code for a protein of 309 amino acids.